UCUAAGGCCACUGAAGUAGUAGACGCUAUCAUACAGGGUCUCAACGAAAAGGUAUCCAUUGCCACCAAGGUAGUAAAAGCAGUCAUAGCAACCCUCAAAGCAGCUCAAGCUGAACCUAGUAGUCCUACUGCUACUGUUAAUACAGCUGAUCAUAUCACAGAUCCUACCACAGCUGCUCUCACUGGCACUGGUCUAGAUACCGCAACCGUUGCCGAUGCUUUCACAGAACCAGAAUCAUCUGGAACAGGACUUAAUAUUCAAGAUCAAAGUGAAAUCGCUGAUGCUCUCCUAUUACUAGAAGCUAGUGGACAACCCUUACAUGAUGCCAUCGAUACAGUCCAAGCCAAAAUUGAGGAAGCUGUUGCCACUGCUGUAGUAACUAAAGUAAUAGCAGCUCUCAAUGGUCAAACUAGUGGUGAUGUUAAUCCAGAAACUCAUCUCCAAACUCCCACCACAACUGUCCUCUCCAAGGUCAAACUCCAAUCUCAACUCACCGGCGUUGUCGCAGCACUCAAAGCAAAAAUUAGCUUUUCAGAAGGUAGUACUACAGUCGAAGUCUCUGCAGCUCUCCCAAAACUCCAACAAGAUGAUAAUGAUCCCAAACCUGAAGUCAUCGGUGCAGUCAAAACCCCUCUCAAAGCCACUACUGUUCAGGCCGGUAGAGAUCUAACCGGUCCUGCCACAGAUGUUCUCCAGAAGGUCAAACUCCAAGGACAGGCCGGUCAAAUUCCCAAUGCUCUCCUCACUGUCGGUAUUACAGCUAAUAGUACUAAAAUAGCUGCAGCCAUCAACACACUCACUACUCAAAAAACUACUGCCAUCAACGCUGUUAAAAAAAAACUCAAACAAGAUGGUGCCAGAGCCCAAUUCAUUAGUCUAUUCCACCUUAAGGGCACUGAUGGCUACAGUAGUCUAGAUGAUGUCAAAUGGUACAUUAUGUUUCCAUUUCUCAUGGUCCUUGUUGGUAUGGGACUGGUCUACUGCAUAUAUCCAGCCAUAGCUCCUGGAAUGAUUGUUCCAUUUUACCUGGUUGAUAAGAUUGAGAUGGUUCUGUUGAUCCUGACCAUAUUUCCAGCUCUGUAUGUGGCCGUUGCCAGAAGUGGUAAAUUGAUACAAGGUUUUGGUGGUUUCUUUAAUCCUGUGUCUCCUACAUGUAAUUGGGGAGCCAAAAAUGAAGCUCCAUGGCUACCAAGUGAUUUAGGCUCUGGAUACCACUGGCACCUGACUGACCUCGUGAUUCCCAUCAUGAUCAUUUUAGCAUAUUUAUUUAUUUACUCACUGCAUUACAGAGACUCAUCAGUUGCCAGAUCAAUCAUCAACCAACCCAAAAUGUCUACAUGUCUAACCAUUCUAUUCUAUAUGUGUCAUGAGAUCUCAUUGGCUGUAGGAUUUCCAGGUCUACUAGGAAACAGUGGAUUCAGUAGCAUCCUAGCCCUCAUGGCUCAGCUGAUGGGAGCAUUAUUCGGUUUUUGA
This is a messenger RNA of Theileria parva strain Muguga, 1473 nucleotides long. RefSeq lists its product as uncharacterized. The coding region runs from base 937 to 1473 and encodes 178 amino acids. The record is from RefSeq and is a predicted model, not a curated record. NCBI's taxonomy places the organism in Eukaryota, Apicomplexa, Aconoidasida, Piroplasmida, Theileriidae. The transcript has a single exon.